Caenorhabditis sp. 36 PRJEB53466 is the source of this 1170-nucleotide messenger RNA. The record is from the annotation of a GenBank genome assembly. Lineage: Eukaryota; Metazoa; Nematoda; Chromadorea; Rhabditida; Rhabditidae.
AUGUCAUCUCUUAGCUCGCUCCUUCGGUGGAGAAUCGUGAAGUAUAGACAGCUCAGAAAAAAUGGAAAGUGUGAGGUACUUUUUUCUGUAACUUAAAAAAAUGCCCUCUUGUUCAUUAAGGAAGAUGAGUUGUCAUUGAUUGUCGACGCGGACAGACGCGAACUUUGCGUGUAUUGGAGAGGAAGAGAACAAGAGAAGAUCGAAUUCACCAAAGAUCCUUCAAAAUAUCCCAAACUGAGGUCACAAUUGAUUAGAAAUUAAUCAAAUGCUCUUGUCUUCACAGAUUCCGAGAGUUGAAUCUGUAUGUGAUGUACAACGACAAAUUCGAGGGAUUCCGACUGAGUUUCACAGAGAAAGACAAAGAAGAGUUUCUGUGGAGCAUGCUGAGUCUCGGAUGUUCUCUGGAAAGCAACCCGAAUCAAGCUUCCCAGGCCAGUCCACUCCCACCGUCGACGCCCUUCCCACCUGUGCAUCAGUCUUCUGCCGAUUAUCGUCCUUCAAACAGCUCAACGCAGCCAAUUCUCUCUUCCCAUGAAACAGCGGCGAUCUUCAAUCCGUACGCUUCUCCGAAUUUGCCACACGCCUUUUCGCAACCCAUUUUCGACGCGUACAUGCGACCGGAGAUCCCUUUCCAUGGAGACUCCUUCCCUCGUCCCUCUUAUCAAACGUUCUCCACGCCGUCUCCUUUGCCCACUUUCUCGCAGGUUGGUGUUUUAUCUGAUGUUCGAACAUGUUCAGAACACGCUUUCAGAUCCCUCCUCCCUCGUCUGCUUCUCCUCAUUUCUUCUCCCCUAUUCCACCACCAGCUCCUCCCGCGCGACUGGACAAAAGCAUGCAGACGGACGAUUUGUUGGAUGAGUUGUGCGAAAAUCCAGAGUUCGCAAAGGAAUGCUUGCGGAAUCUGAUGGAGAAUGGACAGUUCGCCAAUAUAAUAAAAACACAGAGAGUCGAGCUGCGAAAGAUUUCAAGAAUGGAAAAAGAUCAGAUUUACAAGGUAAAUAUUCAGCAUUCGAAAUUGAAAUAAAUAACUGUUUGAUUCAGAAUACUGAUCCAUCACCACGCAAUGAGAUACAGCUGAGCCAAGUGAGCCUGCCUUCCCAGUCACAGCCUCCAGCCGUCAAGCAUCAGCAAACAUCCGACCUAGAACACGACGUCUUCUCGCAGAGCUAA